Molecule: messenger RNA, 1521 nt
Organism: Ascochyta rabiei
Lineage: Eukaryota; Fungi; Ascomycota; Dothideomycetes; Pleosporales; Didymellaceae
Exons: 2
Coding region: 1-1521 (506 amino acids)
Biological process (GO): proteolysis
Molecular function (GO): aspartic-type endopeptidase activity
Source: RefSeq, a predicted model, not a curated record
AUGUCAGGGACGAAGGACUUCACUGUCGAGAUGAGUGAGGUCGCGCCGAACAGUGCUACAGAACAGCAGGUCACGAAGAGAAGUGGAACAGCCAGCGCAGCUCUCAAUGCUGUGUCCUCAUCGAUCUCAGAGUGGACACCGUUCUGCCUCGUUGCAUCGUACUUCGUAUUCUCAACGUGCAUGUACAUGUACUGCAGCGAGGGCCUGAUCGCCGUGUUCUGGUUCAUCUACAUGUGCACCAACUUCUACAUCGCUGGAGCAACUGUUCUUGAGGCGUUCAUGAGUAUCAUGCCCUGUCGCGAAGCAAGAAAGAUUGUCAACCAGGCCGAAGAAAAAGGCUGGCUAUUUCCCACGGCACAUAGCAACCUACCAUUACUGGACAUCAUCAUCGUCGCCUACCUACCGAACGAGAAGGACAUCAUCAUGGACCGUGCCAUGUACGGCUUGGAGCAGCUGGACUACCCUAAAGACAAGAUCCGGAUUAAUAUCCUCUACAACACACCCGUUUCCAUCGAGCCACUGGAGACUGAGCUUCACGGCUUACCCUUGAAGUAUCCACACGCCAGGAUCAUCAAAGUGCCAAACUCGACCUCGAAAGCAGACAACCUCAACUACUUUUUCACUUUGGACACCGGUUCUGAUGUCAUUGCAAUCUACGACUGCGACCACUAUCCGCAUCCAAAUGGCCCUCGUUGGGCCGCCGAGCGCUUCAUGGCUGAUACCGAGGUCGACAUCGUACAAGGUCGAUGCAUCGUUUUCAACUCCCACGACACGCUGCUCACCAGUAUGAUCGCCGUAGAAUUCGACAAGAUUUACGCUGUUUCUCACCCAGGACGAUCCGCAAUGUGGGGCUUCGGUCUUUUCUGUGGCUCUAAUGGUUACUGGCGAACAUCGCUUCUCCGUGAGAUGAAGAUGGACGGCUCCAUGUUGACUGAGGACAUCGACUCUGCGCUACGAGCGUUUUCUCGUGGCUGCAAGACCGUGCAUGAUUUGAACGUUACAUCAUACGAACUUGCGCCCACGACACUCGGCGCCUUCUGGAAGCAACGUCUUCGAUGGGCCCAAGGCUGGGCUCAGGCCUCCAUGCGACAUGCCAAGAUGAUUUACAACGGCGUUCAAGAUCCACUCCACGAGGGUACCAAGCGAGACUUUACAGCCAGGUUUGGCGUUCUCUCGCUUCUGCUCAUCCGCGAGGCUUCGUACUACUUGGUCACGCAAUACACGUGUCUGGUGUUGUCGUUCCUGAUCGUUAAAUUUCCUUCGUCAGGCGAGGAACUGGGAAAGUUGAUCUAUUUCCAGUACCCAGUGUCACAGUGGCUGUUCAUCAUCAGCUUGGUGUGCCUGGUAGCCACGCUUUGGAUCACCAAUCAGGUCAAAUCCGAGUUUGUAUCGAGAAAGAUGAUCAUCUUGUUUUCUAUCACAUACCCAUUCUAUUUGAUAUUGUCUGCAACCAUUGGACUGUACGGGCAUGCUCGACAGAUCGUCAGAUACAGCUCGUGGAACCCGACAGCGAGGAAGUAA